AUGCGUUUUGUGACAAAUUCGCUGCAUCAUCAAAAGCAAGUCUGGGGACAGAAUCCAUUACCCAGCAGACCACCUCAGGGUGACACACGCCGAUGGAAUCCUGCUCGCCUCCAAGAGCACACAUCUAAGCAGCAGAACUACCAGGGCUCAACCCCUCCCCAUCUCCCACGAAGGCGGAGGCCCCCACGCCUCCGGUCAUGGCGGCAGCAAGCCAUUCCAUCAUUCACGGCGGCAAGAGUCAGCACUCCAAAGCCCGCAGCAGCGGAGAAUCGCACUCCCCCUACUGACCCAGCGGAGAUUCACUUUCACACUCUAUCCACCGCAGCAGCGGGGAAACAUAAGGCACCUGUGGACACUAGAAAUCCGGACUCACAGUGUAAACUCUCGAGCUCAUAA
This is a messenger RNA of Pelobates cultripes (western spadefoot toad), 396 nucleotides long. Lineage: Eukaryota; Metazoa; Chordata; Amphibia; Anura; Pelobatidae. The record is from the annotation of a GenBank genome assembly.